AUGUCUUUUGGUUUCGGUGUCGGUGACUUUCUAGCAGCCUCAAACAUUGCUAAAGGUGUCUACGAAGCAUGCAAAGAUGGACCAGAAGAGUACCAAAGAAAUAUCGAGAGAGAUCCCCAUUCUCUCUUGAACAAAAAAGGCGUGAAGAGAAAGCCUGAGCUUGUUGGUAUCAUCAGAAACUGCAGAACGACGAUGCAAGAACUUUAA
Letharia columbiana is the source of this 207-nucleotide messenger RNA. RefSeq lists its product as uncharacterized. Lineage: Eukaryota; Fungi; Ascomycota; Lecanoromycetes; Lecanorales; Parmeliaceae. The coding region runs from base 1 to 207 and encodes 68 amino acids. The record is from RefSeq and is a predicted model, not a curated record. The transcript is spliced from 2 exons.